Messenger RNA from Colletotrichum destructivum, 990 nucleotides. RefSeq names its product Putative metallo-beta-lactamase, ribonuclease Z/Hydroxyacylglutathione hydrolase. The record is from RefSeq and is a predicted model, not a curated record. The transcript is spliced from 2 exons. Bases 1 to 990 code for a protein of 329 amino acids. NCBI's taxonomy places the organism in Eukaryota, Fungi, Ascomycota, Sordariomycetes, Glomerellales, Glomerellaceae.
AUGCGUAAGAACAUCGCCAUCAUUGCCGCUCUUUCGGCACAGUGUCACCAAGCCGUCGCGUCGGACAACUGCAGCCUGAGGGUCGAGAACUUUGUCAACCAGGGCCUGUCUCUGGACAUGGUCUCGUCACUCGUCAUCGGGUCCGAGGCUGCGGUCGUCAUCGACCUUCCACUGGCCGUGGCCCAGGCCAACCUGCUGGCGGCGUGGGUCAAGAACACGACCGAGAAGCCGCUCGUGGCAGCCUUUACCACGCACAACCACCCGGAUCACUAUCUCAGUGGCCGAGCCUUCCUGGACCACUUUCCCGAAGCCAAGCACUACGCAACAGCAGAAGCCGCAGCUUGGAUAGAGAACGAGGCCGAGAAGAAGACCGAAUACUGGUCGUCAGUCUUUGGGGAGGGCGUCAUCGCACCGAGCCCGGCUAUCCCCACCCCCUACAACCACUCGUUCUUUGUUCUUCCCGGCGAUGAAUCCUGCCCUGUGGAGAUCAUCAGCUCAGUCGGCGGCGACACGAUUGACGAGGCCAUGUUCUGGAUCCCAAGCAGCAAGACCCUGAUUGCAGGGGACAUUGUCUACGGCCACCAGAUGCACGUGUGGCUGGCCGACCUCCUGACCCCCGCUCUCACCGCGUCCUGGCUCGCGACCCUCGACUUCGUUGCCAAGCUCCAGCCGCGCCGAGUUGUCCCCGGUCACGCGCUGUCUGCAGACACCUUCAGCGCCGCCAAGGACGUCGUCCACACCCGCGACUACGUGACGUUCUUCCAGAAGAACAUUGAGGCCAAGGGCGCCGACUUCUACCUGCCCUCUGAGAUUUCGACUCUGAUCGACAACAGGUUUCCAGGUCUCCUGAACAUAUCAUCGUCGGCCACGUCACGCCAGCUCCUUAACAUCUCGGCCGAGAAUUUCGGCAGAGGAGGCACGAGGCAGAUUCACUACUUGGACUUGUUAGCCUUCAACGACACCAAGACGCUGGAAGGCUGGCAGCUGUAA